Molecule: messenger RNA, 2686 nt
Organism: Fusarium odoratissimum NRRL 54006
Lineage: Eukaryota; Fungi; Ascomycota; Sordariomycetes; Hypocreales; Nectriaceae
Product: transcription initiation protein SPT3
Exons: 2
Coding region: 349-1311 (320 amino acids)
Biological process (GO): transcription by RNA polymerase II
Cellular component (GO): SAGA complex
Molecular function (GO): protein heterodimerization activity; transcription coregulator activity
Source: RefSeq, a predicted model, not a curated record
GGCGAGCCAACAUUAACCUCUGAGUCGCCAUUUGAGAAUACAUAUUCAUAUGCAACUUGUUCAACGACUUGGAGAUUGAUUCUCAAAUUAUUAUCAAAGUCGCAUACAACAUCGCUACGAGCAAGAUCAGCUCCACAGAUAAUUGACCGUUGUUCUCAGAGCAUCAAGGUAUUGCGCCUCUCAGCCUCCAAACACCCUCUCACUACUCCGUACGCUUUAAGCUUUCAUUGCUUCACAGAACUAACCCAAAUACGCAGAUAAAAACGUUAGUCUUGGAUAAACAGACUAUUGAAGUCCUCUCAGGCGCACAAUAACAACCCUUGACGUCUCAUCUCACAACGCGACAAGAUGGCGGAAUCAAGAGAUAGCAAGUCGUACAAAUAUCGCCAGGAGAUCAGUCAAAUGAUGUACGUCUCCGGCGAAACCGCAGAACCACCCGUCGAAACAACAAGUAUCAUCGAAGAUAUCGUCCGCCAACAAGUCAUCGAACUCCUGCGAAACUGCACCGAACUCGCUUCGCGUCGCGGUUCUAAAUCCAUCAGCAUCAACGAUCUCAUCUUCCAGAUCCGCCAUGACCAGGCAAAAGUCUCACGUCUGCGCACAUUCCUCUCGUGGAAAGACGUGCGAAAGAACGUCAAAGAUUCUGAUGACAAAGGCGCUGAUGCCGAUAUCGCUGCUGGUGAUGACCCUGUGGCUGCGGGUGAUAACACAACGGAUGAAGCAGCCAAGAAGAACAAAAAGGCCAAAGUCGGGUUACCGUGGGAGCCUUCGUCGUACUACAACGUUGAGGUACCUGAGCGCGAGGAGGAGGAGGAUGAAGAGGAGGAGGAGAUGAACUACAUCACACUGCAGCGUCUGCGCAAAGCAGAUGAGCGCACCAAGGCCAUGACAAAGGAGGAGUACGUUACGUGGUCUGAAUACCGCCAGGCAUCGUUCACCUACCGCAAAGGCAAGCGAUUCCGCGAGUGGGCAGGCUUCGGCAUCGUGACAGACAGUAAACCCUCCGACGACAUUGUCGACAUUCUCGGCUUUCUCACCUUCGAGAUGGUCCAGACCCUCACCGAGAUGGCGCUCAAGGUCAAGGAGCAGGAAGAUCUGGUGCGUGCUCAAAACGGAGGCGAUAAUGUUGGAAACGCAAAGAAGCGGAAGCAUGAGGGCGCGUUGUUCGAUUUUCCUAGUGAGGGAAAGACGCCAAUCGAGCCUCGCCAUGUUCAAGAAGGAUCACGAAGAUUGCAGCAGAGGCCAAAGAAGUCGAGGGCCAUGCUCAACGGCACCAGAAUUGCACAACACACACCGCUCAACAUCUUCUAGUGAUACAUAUGUGCAACAAUCACGAGUCUAUUGUACGGCAAGGCGUUGGAUUGGGAACAUCACCAAUGUUAGGAUUGGUUAGUGGGAAAGGCGCAUGGAAAGGACAUUUGGAUGUUUAUUAAGGUAUUAAUUGAUAGACUGGUGCCAACAACUCGUCGGCUAUUGCCACACGUUUUUGACGACUUCCAUGCUGCAUCUCCCAACCCUAGUCUUUACUAACAGACAUAGCGCGUCGUCGAACAACUGCAGCAUCCUCACAGAGUCGUGUGCCAACUCUUUGUAAACUCAUGGGUAUAUCCUCCUCACUGUCACUAUCAGCCUCCUUCUCAUUAUCGUCUCUCCUAUGAUUCCGUCUCCUCGCAUGGCCUGCACGGAUUGUUUGCGUUCGCUGCAGUCCACUGGCUCUGCUCUCGACUGUUGGAACCUCCUCCGCCGGAACACCGGUCGUGCGGCUAUCAGCAGUCGGCACGCGAGACAGAGGCAUCCGUGUCAAGUGCUUACGCUCCCGAUAGUUACUAAGGGUAGGAGUCUUUAGUAGACCGCUGCGGAAAUCAUUAACUCCAACAAGAAUCUUAACAAGUUGUACAAGCUCUUCGAGAUAUUCGAUGAUCUCCAUCUGUCCAGAAGUGCUUGCGUUCCAGGAGAGAAAUCGUUUUUGGGUGAUGAGGUAUGCGACCUGCGCAGCAAGCUCCCCAUUCUCGUCAAAGACACUUGGUGGCUCCCCAGCGGGUGUCUGAGUGCCACUCCUGGACGCAAGAAUCUCGCGCACAUGGUUGACUAGGCGCAGUUGCGCGAGUCGACUUGACGGGAUAAACUGUGGCAGAGGUGUCCAGGUAAUGAACGCCUCGUAUACCGUAAAAAGUACCAGCAUGAUACUGGCCGCCACAUUCCGUCGAUAGGCGUGGACUUGAGGAUUCAAGUCUUCCAAAAUAGACGAACCAUACUCUCUCCGUAGCAUCACGACGUUUUCCAUCCUAUCGAUAAUUUGAUGCAACACAUAGAAGAUCUCUUUGUAGACAGGCACGAGUGGUUUAAAAUCACCCUUAAGACGCGGCUCAGUAACGGAGAAUGGAAGAAACGUCUCAGCCGCAGCCAGAGCUCCUCGUGCUUUGUUUGUGGCACGACGGAAGCGCUUGUUGAGGUCAGGAUUCCGGAAAUUUGGCUUGAUGGGCUCGUCCAGGCCAACAGCCAUUGCGGCUUGCAUAUUCUGAACCUGUUUGACCGACGCUGCGAGCGACUCAACUAGUCGAUCCCUGGCUCUGACUGGGUAUAAAAUAAGUUCAAUCAGCAGCGCAGUGGUCCCCCCGAUGAUAAAGGCACACAAGCGCUUAUAGAAAUAAUGAUAAGCGGACUCGGUGCCGUUAACCGCAGCUAG